Gossypium raimondii (Peruvian cotton) is the source of this 1610-nucleotide messenger RNA. Its product is annotated as 26S proteasome regulatory subunit 4 homolog A. The transcript is spliced from 6 exons. Gene Ontology annotation, biological process: proteasome-mediated ubiquitin-dependent protein catabolic process. Gene Ontology annotation, molecular function: ATP binding; ATP hydrolysis activity; proteasome-activating activity. Lineage: Eukaryota; Viridiplantae; Streptophyta; Magnoliopsida; Malvales; Malvaceae. The record is from RefSeq and is a predicted model, not a curated record. The coding region runs from base 101 to 1441 and encodes 446 amino acids. Gene Ontology annotation, cellular component: proteasome regulatory particle, base subcomplex.
UGCUUGAUCCCAAAUCCAUAGCACUAUUUUUUUCAAAAGAUCCCACAGCCAUCUCAUAAUCUGAGCCGAGUGUCGGAGGCCUGAAAACGAACCCUAAACGAUGGGUCAGGGAACACCGGGCGGUAUGAAUAGGCAAGGUUUCCCAGGGGACCGGAAACCCGAUGGCUCUGAUAAGAAGGAUAAGAAAUUUGAGCCAGCGGCGCCCCCAGCCAGGGUGGGGCGCAAGCAACGAAAACAGAAAGGACCUGAGGCCGCGGCUCGGCUUCCGACUGUAACGCCGCUGACGAAGUGUAAACUGCGGUUGCUAAAGCUGGAGCGGAUCAAGGAUUAUUUACUGAUGGAAGAAGAGUUUGUGGCUAACCAGGAAAGGCUCAAGCCUCAGGAAGAGAAAGCCGAGGAGGAUCGAUCUAAAGUCGAUGAUUUGAGAGGGUCGCCGAUGAGUGUGGGUAACUUGGAGGAGCUAAUCGAUGAGAACCAUGCGAUUGUUUCAUCGUCGGUUGGGCCUGAGUAUUAUGUGGGGAUUUUAUCUUUCGUUGAUAAGGAUCAGUUGGAGCCUGGAUGUGCUAUUUUGAUGCACAAUAAGGUUCUUUCUGUUGUUGGACUUCUGCAAGAUGAAGUUGAUCCCAUGGUAUCAGUGAUGAAGGUUGAAAAGGCUCCAUUGGAAUCCUAUGCUGAUAUAGGAGGUUUGGAUUCUCAGAUACAGGAGAUUAAAGAGGCAGUUGAGCUUCCUCUGACUCACCCUGAAUUAUAUGAGGACAUUGGUAUCAAACCUCCAAAAGGAGUUAUCUUGUAUGGAGAGCCUGGGACAGGCAAGACUUUGCUUGCAAAGGCAGUGGCUAAUUCUACAUCUGCAACCUUCUUGCGUGUUGUCGGAAGUGAAUUAAUUCAGAAGUACUUGGGAGAUGGCCCCAAAUUAGUUAGGGAACUCUUCAGAGUUGCUGAUGAUCUUUCCCCUUCAAUUGUCUUCAUUGAUGAAAUUGAUGCAGUUGGUACUAAGAGGUACGAUGCCCAUUCUGGUGGUGAACGUGAAAUUCAGAGGACCAUGUUGGAGUUACUGAACCAGUUAGACGGCUUCGAUUCAAGAGGAGAUGUCAAAGUAAUUCUUGCAACAAAUAGGAUUGAAAGUCUUGAUCCAGCUUUGCUUCGCCCUGGUCGAAUUGAUAGGAAAAUUGAAUUUCCCCUACCUGACAUCAAAACAAGAAGGCGCAUUUUCCAGAUACAUACAUCAAGGAUGACUUUGGCUGAUGAUGUGAACUUGGAAGAAUUUGUUAUGACAAAAGAUGAGUUCUCCGGAGCUGAUAUAAAGGCAAUAUGUACCGAGGCUGGCUUGCUUGCUUUAAGGGAGAGGCGCAUGAAGGUGACGCAUGCGGACUUUAAGAAGGCCAAGGAAAAGGUGAUGUUCAAAAAGAAAGAAGGCGUCCCAGAAGGACUUUAUAUGUAGUCUGGGUUUCAAUUGUUGUACACAAAGAUUUUUAAUUUUUUGGCCCCCUAUUUCUUCUGCCUCAUUAUGAUUUACGAAGCCAUCGACAUGAUUUCUUGCCUAUUUUGAAGGUCUUCCAAUGCUAAACUUUGCCCAAUUUGCUAUUGCGAAAAGAAAUUUCCGUCUCAAA